This is a messenger RNA of Pediculus humanus corporis (human body louse), 1272 nucleotides long. RefSeq lists its product as uncharacterized. The record is from RefSeq and is a predicted model, not a curated record. Lineage: Eukaryota; Metazoa; Arthropoda; Insecta; Psocodea; Pediculidae. Gene Ontology annotation, molecular function: ATP-dependent diacylglycerol kinase activity; acylglycerol kinase activity; ceramide kinase activity. The coding region runs from base 1 to 1272 and encodes 423 amino acids. Gene Ontology annotation, cellular component: TIM22 mitochondrial import inner membrane insertion complex; mitochondrion. Gene Ontology annotation, biological process: protein insertion into mitochondrial inner membrane; ceramide biosynthetic process. The transcript has 6 exons.
AUGCAAAAAAUAUCAGAUGUACUUUUGGUUUUGAAAAAUAAUUGGAAAAAAUCAACUUUUGCUGUUGCAGUUAUUUCAUAUGGGGCUAAUCAUUUUAAAAAUACAUACGAAAAUAAGCUGUUGAUGCGAGAAUAUUGUCAGUUAGCGUCAAAGUAUGGUGACAUAAGUAAUCCGGCAUCAAAACCUUUCAGGCAUAUAACCGUGGUAUUAAAUCCAGCAGCAAAUAAGAGAAAUUCUAAAGUUUUGUUUGAAAAAUAUUGUGCACCUUUACUUUACUUAGCAGGUUUGGCUGUAACGGUUGUUUAUACAGAAUAUGCAGGACAGGCAAAAGAUAUUGCUGAUAGUUUAGAUCCUAAAACAGAUGCUUUGGUUAUAGCUGGAGGAGAUGGUACCCUGUCCGAAACCAUCACUGGAUUAUUGAGAAGAGUUCAAGACAAUAAAGAAAUUCUUAAAAAAUUACCUUUGGGUGUUUUACCCUUGGGUAGAUCUAACUCUUUAGCAAAUGCUCUCUUAGGUAAUAGAGAAGAAGUAAGAGCUUUAGCCGAUUCAACAAUGGCUAUAAUCGAUGGCUCGUUAACUACUGUCGAUGUUAUGAAAAUAGAACCGAUGAAUGUAAGAAUUAGCAUUAAUUAUGAAGAAAAUUCAAAACCUGUUUAUGGUUUAAUACAAGUUGAAUGGGGUUCAUUUAGAAAUGCUAAAGCUAACAGAGAUAAAUAUUGGUAUUUUGGUACAUUUCGAGAUUAUAUAUCAUACAUAUUUACAAAAGUUGAAAAGGGUGCUUGGGAAUGUUCAUACACAGAACCAUGUAAAGGAUGUAAUAAAUGUGUGCAAAAGAAGCAAGUUACUCAAAGAUGGUGGCAUGUUUUUAUGCCUAGCCUUAGUAAAACAGAUAAAGAUUACAGCAACGUGGUUAACGAAACGUGUGGAAAAGUAAUGCAAAAGGAAUUAUCGACGGUUGAAAUAGCAAUAAAAACGGCUACGGUAUAUAAUAAACCAGUGACGGAUGCACCUCAUCUUGUUUUAACGGUUUUACCUGAUUCCGUGAGAUGGACAAAUUUCGUUACGGAAGGAUGGAAAAGGAUAAGGGGUAAACAAUUAAAUGAUUCGGUUGAUGCUACAGCCGUUAGAGAAUUAAAUUUAGUACCUAAAACUCAAAACGAAAACGAUUGGCUAUCGAUAGAUAAUGAAAAUUUCGAAGUGAAACCAAUGAAAAUAUCAAUAUUACCAAAAGCUGUUAAUAUUUUUCAACCUAGACUAAGCGGAUACAUAUAA